AGACUAUUCAUAAAUAGAAAUGUCUACCGAAAGAACAUUUAUUAUGGUUAAGCCUGAUGGUGUAGUUCGAGGUUUGACAGCUAAAGUUAUCAAGCGCUUUGAGGAGAAAGGAUACAAACUGGUUGCAAUGAAGUUUAUGAAAGCCAGUGAAGAACUUUUAAAUCAACAUUAUGCUGAUCUUAAAGAGAAAAAGUUUUUCCCAACACUAAUAAAACAUAUUGCAUCAGGCCCUGUAGUUCCAAUGGUUUGGGAAGGUAAAGAUGCAUGCAGAACCGGUCGAAUUCUUUUGGGUGAAACAAAUCCAUUAGAUUCAAAACCUGGCACACUUCGUGGUGAUUAUUCAAUUGAUUUAGGCCGUAAUAUUGUUCAUGGUUCUGACAGUGUUGAGUCUGCAAACAAAGAAAUUGCUCUUUGGUUUACAGAGAGUGAGUUAGUUGAAUGGAGUUCACCACUUCAUAGUUCUGUUUAUGAAUAAG
Molecule: messenger RNA, 476 nt
Organism: Hydra vulgaris (swiftwater hydra)
Lineage: Eukaryota; Metazoa; Cnidaria; Hydrozoa; Anthoathecata; Hydridae
Product: nucleoside diphosphate kinase-like
Biological process (GO): UTP biosynthetic process; GTP biosynthetic process; CTP biosynthetic process
Molecular function (GO): nucleoside diphosphate kinase activity
Source: RefSeq, marked provisional